Molecule: messenger RNA, 291 nt
Organism: Purpureocillium lilacinum
Lineage: Eukaryota; Fungi; Ascomycota; Sordariomycetes; Hypocreales; Ophiocordycipitaceae
Source: RefSeq, a predicted model, not a curated record
AUGACUGCAACUUCCAAACGAUCCGGUCGGGAUGCAUCGUUUCGUAGCGGCGCACAUUUCCACGCUGGCAGAGCCAACGGCCCAACGCCCGGGCCUGGACGGACCCGAUUAGGCAAGCCCAACGGCCUGGCGGGGCCGCACCGGAUCCGAGCCCUCCGGCGCCCGCCCGGCCCGCGGGAGGUGCCCCAUCCCUCGCAAAGUGACUUCCAGAACGCAAAAGUCAAUGCCUCGCCGGGGCGCGUCGUGCGUCAUGCAGUGCUGAACGCGGACACCCCUCCUGGAAUCGGGUGA